This is a messenger RNA of Colletes gigas, 1363 nucleotides long. RefSeq names its product phosphoserine aminotransferase. The transcript has 8 exons. The coding region runs from base 77 to 1189 and encodes 370 amino acids. Gene Ontology annotation, cellular component: cytoplasm. The record is from RefSeq and is a predicted model, not a curated record. Gene Ontology annotation, molecular function: O-phospho-L-serine:2-oxoglutarate transaminase activity; pyridoxal phosphate binding. NCBI's taxonomy places the organism in Eukaryota, Metazoa, Arthropoda, Insecta, Hymenoptera, Colletidae. Gene Ontology annotation, biological process: L-serine biosynthetic process.
AACGUUAGGAGUUGCCUAUCCAUGGCUCAGUCCAGUCUAUACGUAUCAGCCGUACAGUGCAUUAGAAGCAUUCGCAAUGAGCGACCAAAGCAAUAGUAUGUACGAUGUGAUCAAUUUUGGAGCAGGACCGGCCAAACUUCCGCAACAGGUAUUAAAAGAUGUACAAAAGGAAUUGCUUGCGUACGGUAAUACGCAAAUGAGCAUUUUAGAGCUGAGUCAUAGAUCGAACGAGAUUAAAAAUGUUAUUGAUAAUGCUCAAGCCACGUUAAGGGAUUUAUUGAAUAUUCCAGAUAAUUAUAAAAUCUUAUUUAUGCAAGGAGGAGGGGCAGGGUUAUUUGCAGCCAUUCCUUUAAAUAUGAUGACAAACCGCAAAGCAGAUUAUAUACUAACUGGCUUGUGGUCGGCCAAAGCAGCGGCGGAAGCAGCAAAGUAUGGUACCGCGAGAUUAAUUAUGUACGAGAACUAUACCAAAAUCCCUGAUCCGUCUACUUGGAAUUUAGACCCACAAGCAUCCUACGUUUAUUACUGUGCUAACGAGACAAUUAAUGGAGUCGAAUUCAAUUACAUUCCCGAGACGAAAGGAGUGCCACUCGUUGCCGAUAUGUCGUCGAACAUUCUCACAAGAUCCUUAGAUAUCUCGAAAUUUGCAGUAAUUUUUGCUGGCGCCCAGAAAAACAUUGGUCCAGCCGGCGUGACGCUCGUGAUAGUGCGAGACGAUGUUCUUGGCCACCCUAGUGAUCACUGUCCAUCGGUGUUCAAUUUUACUCUCAUGGCAGCCAAUAACUCCUUGUAUAAUACACCGCCAGUCUUUCAGAUAUACACGGUCGGGUUAGUUUUGAAAUGGGUUAAGGAACACAAUGGCGUCGAAGCGAUGGAAAAAUUGGCGAUUGAGAAAAGUCGGAAACUGUAUGACGUGAUCGAUCAGUCGGAAGAUUUCUAUUCGUGCCCCAUCGAUGUAGACGCAAGGAGUCGAGUCAAUGUGGUGUUUAAAAUACUCGAAGAUAAUAAAUCGGCCGAGCAAUAUUUCUUGUCCGGCGCGAAAGCGCGUGGUAUGAUGCAGUUGGGAGGUCACAGGUUUGUAGGUGGACUUCGAGCGUCUUUGUAUAAUGCUAUUACUCUGGAAGAGACACAGAAACUGGUAGACUAUAUGCAAUGGUUCCGCCAGGAAUAUUUGAAGGAACAUAAAUAGAAUUAUAAUGUAACAUAUUAAAAAUAUUGCACCAGAGAAAAACUAAUAUCACGUAAUACCAUAUCACGCGCAUUUUCUUUAAACAUAUUUUUAUUAUUUUUGUCAAUAUUUUAAAUCGUUCUCGAAUUUAUUGAAUUAUGUUAAUAUUAAAUUGUAUGUGUAUAUAUUAAAUUA